This is a messenger RNA of Triticum turgidum subsp. durum (durum wheat), 2007 nucleotides long. NCBI's taxonomy places the organism in Eukaryota, Viridiplantae, Streptophyta, Magnoliopsida, Poales, Poaceae. The record is from the annotation of a GenBank genome assembly.
AUGCCGUCGUCGACGAUCCGGAGCAUCUCCAUCACAGUAUCUGACGACGACGGCGCCGCGGCGCCCCGGCGUACCCGCGCCGGUCGACGGAAGGUGGUGCGCAGCUUGGGGCAGCGCGCCGUGCGGCUCGUGGCCCGGUGGUGGCCUAUCCUCCUGCUCCUCCCGGCCGUCGCGCUGCUACUCUUCGAGGCCUCCCGGCUCCGUGCCUCUCCGAGCCCCGCCCCGCCAGUAUCGAGCAGCCUUGGCCGCCUAGACCCGACCACGCGCCUCGUCCAUGGCGUGCGCGAGCCGUGCCUGAAGGUUCUUAGCCCGAAGAGUAUAGAAAAUUUGGUAUUUCAUGAAGGCUCGGGACUUGAUGCUGUGGUCAAGAGGAUUAUAUACAAAACUGACGAUGACGACUAUGACUCACACCACUCUGAGGCAAACUCUACCUAUUUACUGCAGCACGCAGAAGCUACCAGGUUCAAUUUGUUUACAGGAUUCCAAACAGUUCCUGAAAGAGAAGAGAGCUUCAAGGUGAAUGAGACUGUUAGUGUGCACUGUGGUUUCUAUAGUGACAAUGGCGGUUUCAAAAUUUCGGAUGAUGAUGUCAGAUACAUGAGAACCUGUAAAGUUGUUGUGUCUACCUGCGCAUUCGGUGGCGGGGAUGAUCUAUAUCAACCUAUUGGAAUGGUCAAUUCUUCUAUUGGAAAGGUCUGCUAUGUGGCUUUCUGGGAUGCGGUCACACUAUCAACUCAAGAAGCUGAAGGAAAAUUAACUGGCGACAAUGAAAUGAUAGGAAGGUGGCGUAUCAUUGUUGUCAAGAAUCUCCCCUUUGUGGAUCAACGUUUAAAUGGGAAAAUACCGAAGAUGUUGACUCACCGACUUUUCCCAGAAGCAAGUUACUCUAUAUGGGUAGACUCUAAAUACCAGUUCAGAAGAGAUCCAAUAGGAGUGCUUGAAGCACUUCUUUGGAGGACAAACUCUACCUUUGCUAUUUCUGAACAUGGAGCACGGACUAACAUUUAUGAUGAGGGGAAAGCGAUUGUUCAAAAGCACAAGGCUACUCCUGAAGAAGUAGAGGUUCAGCUAACUCAAUAUCGUCAAGACGGCAUGCCAGAUGAAAAAAGACUACAUGGAUUAAAAGCUUUGGCUGAAGCUUCUAUCAUUGUGAGGGAGCUGACCCCAUUGACGAAUCAUUUCAUGUGUGCUUGGUUCAAUGAAGUUGUUCGUUUCACAUCUCGGGAUCAACUCAGUUUUCCGUUUAAAGAGUCGUAUGAGCCACACACUCCUAGCACAGUAGAACCUAAGAUUGUUGGACACACUAUGGCUGAAGGCAACACCCCUUACGAGAAAUGUUGCCAAACUGAUACUUUGUUGUCGUACUGUCGGGGAAGAAGACCGGAAGCACAAAAGAAAGAAUCUCUGGUGAUAAGAACAUUCUUGACAAUACCACCAUCACCGUCGCCAAAAAUAGGCCGAAGUGCGGAUGACAAUCCUCAACAAUGGGAGUCGUCGAUCUGCGGGACCAAAACACCACAACCCCUUCCUCAUGACAUAUGGAACACAACAUGGUACCCUAAGGCUGCAGAUCACGUAACUACCGAGAAGACGUGGUAUGUUGUUGAUGCAGAGGACAAGAUUCUUGGCAGGCUAGCAUCUGCUAUCGCAGUGCAUAUGAGAGGGAAAAAUGAGCCUACAUACACUCCAAGUGUGGACAUGGGGGCUUUUGUUAUUGUGGUUAAUGCAGAGAAGGUUGCUGUUUCUGGUAAAAAGCGGUCACAGAAGCUCUAUAAAAGGCACUCUGGACGGCCCGGUGGAAUGAAAGAAGAAACUUUUGAUCAGCUUCAGAAAAGGAUUCCGGAGAGAAUUAUCGAACAUGCUGUGCGUGGCAUGCUUCCUAAGGGCAGGCUGGGAAGAAGACUAUUUACCCACCUCAAGGUGUACAAAGGAUCAGAGCACCCGCAUGUGGCUCAAAAACCUGUUCCACUGCCCAUCAGAGACAAAAGAAUAAUGAAGUCUGGCUAG